AUGCCUAAACACCAAUGGUCGACAUAUAUAUCAUACGUUUGCCCUGUUACCAUCUCUGGAGGUAAGUAAUCUAAUGUUCCACAUAAUGUAUUCCUCCUGCAAUUAUUAUUAUUAAUAAACUUUACUUUAGAUCAGUUUCCACUAUAAUUAUUGCUCAUAAUUGCUUAAUUAUAAAUAUACUUACUUAGAUGAUGGUGCAUGAACAGACCAUCCAAAGUCCGCCAAUUUUACAUUGCCUUCGUAUGUAAGUAAUAAAUUUUCCGGUUUUAUAUCUCUAUGAAUGACGUUAUUCCUGUGACAAUAUUCCAAAGCAUCUGCUACUUGAUAAGUGUAUUUAGCAGAUCUGGAAAAAAGAAUAGUAAUAGAAAAUAAAAAUACGAGUUAUUUCUUGCUAAACUUUAAGCUAGUUCCAAAAGUACAUACAAAUGUUCAUUGAAUCUUUCAUUUGGUUGCCUUUUUAAUUCCUUAUACAAUUCCCCUCGAGCUGCGAACUCUAAUACAAGAUAAAUACGCUUAUGAUCGUGAAAGUACGUUAACAUUUGUAGAAUAUGUGGAUGCCUGAAAAAUUUCAUGUAACAGUAUAUCUCUAAUUAAAGUAAAAUUAAAGAAAAAAAAAAGUUCGCGGUAGUAAGUUUACCUUAAAUGCGUUUGAAUUUCAAUUUCACGCAUCACUUGCUUUUCCACGCGUCCUUUCAUUAAUUCUACUUUGUACAAAGUUUUUAACGCGACCAUAUAAUGCGUAGUUUUUUCUCUGGCUAGGUAAACCCGCCCAAACUUGCCUCUGCCUAAAGGUGCACCAAUUUCAAAAUCAUCCAAAUUCCACUGAUAGCUGAUAAGAAAAUAUUUUUAUUUCCACAAUAACGCGAAUGCAAUAUAUAAUACCUUGAUUGAAAUAAGAUUUGUUGACCAUACCUUGGUCCUCUGGCUUCAACAUGGUCUUUCAUUUUACACAAGGUAUCGAAGACAAUUUCUUUGUAAUCGGAUGAGAUAUUUGACGGACACUGGAAUACUUCUGCAUGAGCCAUAAUAUCACAAGUCAUGGACGAUCUAGAAAAUUUAAGAGCAUUCUUUUAGCAAGUUUUGCUAAAACUAAAAAUUGUUAUGCAGUUAUUUCAUGUUAUAUAAAUUUAUAUGUUAAAACAAUUCUGUAUUACCUGUGAGAUAAAACAAGAGUUAUUUAUACAACUCACAAUAUUUGAAGUAAAUUUCUCAGUGAAAUAACACUUUUUAACAAAAAGAUCAACUGCUCCAAUAUUUAGAAAAAUUUUAUCAACAAUCCAACAGCCUCCUUUCAACUUCCAACUGACAUUUUUGAUUUAAACUUUUCAAUGGAACUUUGUUGACCAAAGCGACAUCUACUAGUAAGAUCACUAAAAAUCACAAACGAUAUUUCUCAAAUUAAUUGCAGUGUAUAGACUCAUUUAUUAAAAAAUUUCAAUGAUAUUUCAAACAAAAUAAUACAAUUUUCAUAGAUUAUCUGGAAUUUUUGUAUUUGUGUUUGCGGGUUUGUGUUUGCAUAGGCCAUAUAUCUCGACGAAGUUUCCUCUCUAUCUUUUACACUUUUUACCAGCUAUCAUAAAGCAUAAAGCAGUAUCUGCUGAUCAAUUUUGACACUAGUAGUAAAAUUUUAGAAAUCUACCAGCCCGAGUGUCAUAAUGGUAAUUAAGCGCGUUAAACGUUACUUGUAUUCGUGUAAAGAAUUGGACAAUAUCGUGCACAAUCGGUUUCACGUUUGUUUUCAUCGAAGAAAAUAUGUGGUUGUUUUUAAAAUCCUAUAAAUAAAUUUUCCUUUUUCUUUUUCUUAAUACAAUGCGUACGUUCUCAUGUAUUUUCCUUUCAGGGUAACGAAAGCUCGCUGCCUAUGGAACUGUGUUCUAAUUGUAAGUCGAUAUUAAGAAUUACUCCUGUUACGUUGAAAUAACCUGUUUCACUCUGUCAAGUAUAUUCUUGUUCAAAAUAAAGAUUUCAUAUAUUUUACUAAUAGUCCGUACAGUAUUGCGAAAUUACGUCGAAUUUGUAUUUAAAAAGUUUAAUCUAAGAUCGUAUCGAAGGUAACCUCUUUUUUUUUUAAUUUUUUUUUCUUUUUGUUUGCAUAUUGCUUUCGACUUAUUUUUAUCUCCGACUAAACAUAGCACUUUACGAUGUACCGACUACCAUAUUUGUUGACACACAUGUGCACGUAAACAUACACACACACAUGCGCGCGCGCAAUUAUAUUAAUAAAAGACAUUAUCUUCACAUGGUCCUUCACUUGGAAAUAUUUGUUUUUUAGUUGACGUUGAUGAAAUUAGAAGACUGGGAAAACGGUUUCGGAAGUUAGAUUUAGAUAACAGUGGUGCUUUGAGCAUCGACGAGUUUAUGUCAUUACCAGAAUUGCAACAGAAUCCUUUGGUGCAGCGUGUCAUAGAUAUAUUCGAUGCCGAUGGUAAUGGAGAAGUAGAUUUCAAGGAAUUUAUUCAUGGUGUCUCUCAGUUCAGCGUUAAGGGUGAUAAGGAAAGCAAAUUGAGAUUUGCAUUUAGGAUCUAUGAUAUGGACAACGAUGGAUUCAUAAGCAAUGGAGAACUGUUCCAAGUAUUGAAAAUGAUGGUAGGGAACAAUUUGAAGGAUACUCAACUUCAACAGAUCGUUGACAAGACGGUAUUGUUCGCUGACAAGGAUGAAGAUGGGAAAAUCAGUUUUGAGGAAUUUUGUUCUGUAAGUAAGACAUUUCACAUGUCUCGAAAUGAGUCUAGUAAUGUAAAAUCCUUGUUUAUGUGCAAUUUCAGGUUGUUGGUAAUACAGACAUUCAUAAGAAGAUGGUAGUUGAUGUGUAAAUUGUCGAAGUUUAUAGAAAGAAAAGAUAUUAGAGAACAAAUUUAUGGUAAUAUCAAUUUGAUUUAAUGAAUUUAUUAUUAACAUUAAAUUGAUUGGAUAGUUAUAAGUAACAAAACUGUGUAGGGUGAAAUUAUGAUUGUUAUUAAGUCUUCAAUCUUAACAAAGUUCUUAAUAUGCUUAUGUAUACAUAUAUAAGUUUGUCACCUUUAAAAAUAUUUUUCCAUAGUGCAGUGUACAUUACAAUUUAAUUGACCACCAACUUUCUAAAAUCGUGCACAUUUACUAAACUGUACUGUAUAGAGUUUCAAUAUUUUAAAAAGACUUAUAAGCAACGUAUGUAGGUACAGGAAUUUUUAGUUAAAGAUAUUUAUGAGAAAAUAGCUUUGUUACUUGUUUUAUAAUUUAUAUUACUUGAUAACUACAAAAUUAUUUCAGAAUACUUUUGGGAAUGAAGUUAUAAAUGUCUAGAUUAUAUAAGAAGUUGUUUUUCUGUAUAUUGAAAUCUGAUUAACAUAUGUCUUUUCAUUAUUAUCCUAUAAUAUAUUUCACUAAUUUGGAAUAAUUGCCUACUAAACAAAAUUGCAUCUUUCAUCAACUCUAUUUCUUUAGUUUCUUAAUUAAAUAUUAUUAUAUUAUUAUGAUAGAAAUAUUUUAUUUAUUCCGUAAUGUAAGAUCUAUUAAGUUAAAUUCUGUAAGUAUGUAGUUAAUUUGUAAAAAAGUUUCUGUUCAUUUACAAAAUACAUCUGUAUAUAUCGUAUUACAUUAUUAAUUGAUUAAUUAAUUGUGCAUUUGAAAGAGAUAUUAUAUAUUCUUCAAUCAGUUAUUAACAUAUUUGAAAUCAUUCUUACAUUAACAAGAUUAAUCUUCUCGCAGAGAACUUCAAGUAGAUUAA
This is a messenger RNA of Heterotrigona itama, 3706 nucleotides long. The record is from the annotation of a GenBank genome assembly. NCBI's taxonomy places the organism in Eukaryota, Metazoa, Arthropoda, Insecta, Hymenoptera, Apidae.